Molecule: messenger RNA, 1674 nt
Organism: Rangifer tarandus platyrhynchus (Svalbard reindeer)
Lineage: Eukaryota; Metazoa; Chordata; Mammalia; Artiodactyla; Cervidae
Source: the annotation of a GenBank genome assembly
AUGGCCAGGACCACCAGCCAGCUGUAUGACACGGUUCCCAUUCAGUCCAGCGUGGUGUUAUGCUCCUGCCCAUCCCCAUCAAUGGUGAGGACCCAGACUGAGUCCAGCACGGCCCCCGGCGUUCCCAGCGGGGGGAGCAGGCAGGGCCCUGCCAUGGACGGCACCGCGGCCCAGCCCCGGGCGAGCGCCAGCGCUCUGCAGCACGCCGCGCAGCCCCCGCAGCCCCGGAAGAAACGGCCCGAGGACUUCAAGUUCGGGAAGAUUCUCGGUGAAGGCUCAUUUUCAACAGUUGUCCUGGCCCGAGAACUGGCAACCUCAAGGGAAUAUGCUAUUAAAAUUCUAGAGAAACGCCACAUUAUCAAAGAGAACAAAGUCCCGUAUGUAACCAGAGAGCGAGACGUGAUGUCGCGGCUGGAUCAUCCCUUCUUUGUUAAACUUUACUUCACGUUUCAGGAUGAUGAAAAGCUGUAUUUUGGCCUUAGUUAUGCCAAAAAUGGAGAACUACUUAAAUACAUUCGGAAAAUCGGUUCGUUCGAUGAGACGUGCACCCGAUUUUACACGGCCGAGAUGGUGUCUGCCCUGGAGUACUUGCACGGCAAGGGUGUCAUUCACAGGGACCUGAAACCAGAAAAUAUUUUGUUAAAUGAAGACAUGCACAUCCAGAUCACAGAUUUUGGAACAGCGAAAGUGUUAUCCCCAGAGAGUAAACAAGCCAGGGCCAACUCGUUUGUGGGAACAGCACAGUAUGUCUCUCCAGAGCUGCUCACAGAGAAAUCGGCCUGUAAGAGUUCAGACCUUUGGGCACUUGGAUGCAUCAUAUACCAGCUUGUGGCAGGACUGCCUCCAUUCCGAGCCGGAAAUGAGUAUCUUAUAUUUCAGAAGAUCAUUAAGUUGGAGUAUGACUUCCCUGAAAAAUUCUUUCCUAAGGCAAGAGAUCUUGUGGAAAAACUUCUGGUUUUAGAUGCUACAAAACGAUUAGGCUGUGAAGAAAUGGAGGGGUAUGGCCCUCUGAAAGCCCACCCGUUCUUUGAGUCCAUCACGUGGGAGGACUUGCAUCAGCAGACGCCCCCGAAGCUCACGGCUUACUUGCCGGCCAUGUCGGAGGAUGACGAGGACUGCUAUGGCAACUACGACAAUCUCCUGAGCCAGUUUGGCUGCAUGCAGGUGUCUGCGUCCUCCUCUUCUCACUCCCUGUCGGCCGUGGACGCGGGGCUGCCCCAGCGGGCGGGCAGCAACAUCGAGCAGUACAUCCACGACCUGGACACGAACUCCUUUGAACUGGACUUGCAGUUUUCUGAAGAUGAGAAGAGGUUGUUGUUGGAGAAGCAGGCCAGCGGAAACCCUUGGCACCAGUUUGUAGAAAAUAAUUUAAUACUAAAAAUGGGUCCAGUAGACAAGCGGAAGGGUUUAUUUGCACGGCGACGACAGUUGCUGCUCACGGAAGGGCCACAUUUGUAUUAUGUGGAUCCUGUCAACAAAGUCUUGAAAGGUGAAAUUCCAUGGUCACAGGAACUCCGACCAGAGGCCAAGAAUUUUAAAACCUUCUUUGUACACACGCCGAACAGGACAUAUUACCUGAUGGACCCCAGCGGGAACGCGCACAAGUGGUGCCGAAAGAUCCAGGAGGUGUGGCGGCACAGGUACCAGAGCCACCCGGACGCCGCCGUGCAGUGA